GUUGUGUGCUACUAGUUCUAAUAAAGGAGUAUUAAAGCUUCACAAAGUAGUAGAAAGAAAAAAAGCCAUAACAUAAAGCCAUUUUGAUUGUGCUUCUUUGUGCCAACAAAUAGUUCUAUCACCAAACCAUUUCCUUAGUAACAAAGGAACAUCUUUUUCUCCUCAUUACAACUUAAUAAAACAUCCUUUUCAUUCUCUCAUUUCUCACUUCUAAAUUCCUCAAACACCACUUCACCAUGGCAAAUCAAGCUUCAUUACGCUUCUUGUUCUUCUCUUUUCUCACUCUCUUUGCAGCAAACAAUGCAUUAUCAACACAAUUUCUUCAAAAAAGCAAGAUCUCAAAAUCUCAGAUUCAGUUUUUUGCAACUAGGAGAACUCUACAAUACACAAAUCCAGCAUCAACUUCACCAGCAAUCAUCACUGUUCCUUCAACGAAUCCAGGUGCUACAAAUCUUGUCCCUUCCACCACACCACCAGUUUCAUUAGCACCACCAACAAAUCCAGCAAACUCACCAGUUCCUGUCACAAAUCCCGUUACAGCUCCUAUAACAGUUCCAGGAACUGGCACUGGAACUGGAACUGUUCCUGUGAGUUCUUAUCCACCACCUUCACCGUUAUCUGGAACUGUUCCUGGUACAAAUCCUCAGAUUCAGCCUCCUCCUUCAACCAUGAAUCCUCCUCCAUCUUCAUCUUCAUCUUCUCAAGGAGGUGGUAGUGGUGGUGGUAGCUGGUGUGUGGCUAAACCUGGAGUUUCACAGACUACACUUCAAACUGCAUUGGAUUAUGCUUGUGGAACUAAUGGUGCUGAUUGUACACAAAUACAACAAGGCGGAAUCUGUUAUAAUCCUAAUUCACUUCAAAACCAUGCUUCUUUUGCUUUCAAUAGCUACUACGUGAAGAAUCCUGCUCCUACUAGCUGUGACUUUGGAGGGGUUGCUACCAUUGUUACUACCAAUCCUAGUUCUGGUACUUGUGUCUUUCCAUCAUCUUCAGGAGGAGGAACAGGCUCAUCCGGCUCUGGUUCUAACUCACCUUCAAUAGGUUUUGGUGGGCCUUCAGCCUCUCCGGAUACCUCUCAUUCAACUGGUCUGAGGCCUUUCCUAAGCUGCAUGAUUCUGAUGACACUACUGGCCAGCGGAAGACUCGGCAUGAGUCCAUAGAUUAACUUCAAUACAAUUCUACAUUUUGGAGUUUGUUUGUAUACAACUCUACAUGCAGGUGUAGAGAAGUAGAAAGAUAGUAGAGUAGAAGAGAGAGUUUGUGAUGAUGAUGAUUAUAGCUGAACAAGUUCCUCGAUCCGUUUAACUUUUGCGUAAGAGAAAGAACUUCAGCUGCAGAAAUAACUAAGGAUCUCUUGGCUAUAAUCAGGUUCAGGAACUGUAGUAUUUUAGGACUUAAUGUAGAUCAGUGUGUGUAUUGUUUGUUGUGGAAAUUCAUUUGCAUAUAGAAUAUGUUAUUCAAGAAAAUAAGUCAUGUGGUACUAACUAGUAGAUGUUCAAGAGAAGACUUUCCUAUAUCAUGAGAAAGAGACUAUUAUGAGCUUGUCAAGAUUUAGAUUAUUACUGAAGUUUCACUGUUCUUAUUAUGAGCUUGUUAAGAUUUAGUACAUUCAGAAACAGUUUAUCUAAAUGAGUAACAAUGUGUUAUGCUGUGUUUUUA
This is a messenger RNA of Vicia villosa (hairy vetch), 1659 nucleotides long. Its product is annotated as glucan endo-1,3-beta-glucosidase 12-like. Bases 237 to 1160 code for a protein of 307 amino acids. Lineage: Eukaryota; Viridiplantae; Streptophyta; Magnoliopsida; Fabales; Fabaceae. The transcript is spliced from 3 exons. The record is from RefSeq and is a predicted model, not a curated record.